Molecule: messenger RNA, 1166 nt
Organism: Schistosoma spindalis
Lineage: Eukaryota; Metazoa; Platyhelminthes; Trematoda; Strigeidida; Schistosomatidae
Source: the annotation of a GenBank genome assembly
CAGAAUUUUAUGAAUGUAACGUUACACCCCGUGUCAUUCUGGUUGAAUUAGAAUGCUGCAGUAAGCAGUGUAUCAAGCCAAAAAGCAAUAAAUAUUUAAAGUUUUGGCAGAUAUCUUUGUGCAUGACGCAAUGCUGUACUUAGUAGGACUGGGUUUAGGUUCCUUCUCAGAUUUGACAAUGAAGGGUUAUGAUGUACUCAAAAAGUGUGAUUAUGUGUACCUUGAUAGUUACACUUCCAUAUUCUCUGGGGAAGAGUUCAAGGCAUUGGAUAUCAAUGGAAAAUGCAUACUUCCAGCCGAUCGGGAAUUCGUGGAGCAAAGCAGUGAAAUUAUAGAUCGAGCGAAGAACCAUGACGUCGCGUUUCUUGUCGUAGGUGAUCCUUUAGGAGCAACUACACAUAGUGAUAUUAUAUUGAGAGCUGUAGAAAAAAAUAUAUCUUACCAAAUUAUUCACAAUGCGUCAGUUAUAACUGCAGUCGGUUGUUGUGGUUUGCAGCUCUAUAACUUUGGUGCGACUGUAUCAAUCCCUUUGUGGGACGAAUUUGGUCAUCCAGAAAGCUUUUAUGACAAAAUAAUAAUGAAUAUGAAAAGCGGAUUUCAUACUCUAUGUUUGCUGGAUAUCAAGGUAAAGGAGCGUUCUUUGGAAAACAUCCUACGUGACCGCAAAGUCUACGAACCCCCUCGCUUUAUGUCUUGUUGUGAAGCUGUACAUCAAAUAGCGGACGUCAGUAAUAGGAAAGAAGAGGAUCAGCGGAGCAGAGGAAAUAUAGUUAUGACAUCCUGUAUUGUAAUUUGCUUAUCCCGAUUAGGAUGUGAUGACCAGAAAAUCGUUGUUUCGACAAUAAGUGACAUCCAUGAAGCCUACUUGGACUCAGGGGUAAAAGGUCUCGACUUUGGAAACCCACCGCAUAGUAUAAUCAUACCCGGGUUAAUACACGAGCUCGAAUCAGAAUUCUUGGUUGCUCGAUACCGGAUCGGUGUCGAAAGUCAAAAAUUCCUGCCAAUAUUUUACACUACACGAAGAAAUACAGAAAAUGUCCUCGAAAUUUAUCAGGAUUCAAUAAACAUACACAACGAAAUACUUCGCACCAUGCAACAUACGCUUGGUCACACUUAGUAAUAUAUACCACUUAUGUGAUUAUAAAAUAUCUUGUGCUCUAUCCUAA